Neofelis nebulosa (Clouded leopard) is the source of this 3551-nucleotide messenger RNA. RefSeq names its product neurocalcin delta (gene NCALD). The record is from RefSeq and is a predicted model, not a curated record. Gene Ontology annotation, cellular component: cytosol. The transcript has 7 exons. NCBI's taxonomy places the organism in Eukaryota, Metazoa, Chordata, Mammalia, Carnivora, Felidae. Gene Ontology annotation, biological process: calcium-mediated signaling. The coding region runs from base 310 to 891 and encodes 193 amino acids. Gene Ontology annotation, molecular function: actin binding; tubulin binding; calcium ion binding.
UGAAACCCAAGUGUUCUGGUGCCCCAGCUAGACCCCUGGAAAUUGCCCCGGAGUCUCCCCCGUUUCAGCUAGUCAGCAGCAGUCCUGAGGACCCGCUCUCUAGUGACUUCUUCUGACUUGAGCCUACGGUGUGCUUUGAGAAAUCUGCCACCAGAUUAUCUUGGCUUGGUCUCUGGGAACCACCCACUAGUGACUGUCAAAAAUUGCAGGACCACGGAGCUGCUGGUGAUAAAAUCUGUCGUGAUCCUGUGGAAGGCUGUGCAAUCCGAGGUGCUGUCUGACUGCUUAUUCUGAAUUCUCGCUGCCAGGAUGGGGAAACAGAACAGCAAGCUUCGCCCAGAGGUCAUGCAGGAUUUGCUGGAAAGCACAGACUUUACAGAGCACGAGAUCCAGGAAUGGUAUAAAGGCUUCUUGAGAGACUGCCCCAGUGGACACUUGUCAAUGGAAGAGUUUAAGAAAAUUUACGGGAACUUUUUCCCUUAUGGGGAUGCUUCCAAAUUUGCAGAGCAUGUCUUCCGCACCUUUGAUGCCAAUGGAGAUGGGACGAUAGACUUUAGAGAAUUCAUCAUAGCCCUGAGUGUGACCUCGAGGGGGAAGCUGGAACAGAAGCUGAAAUGGGCCUUCAGCAUGUAUGACCUGGACGGAAAUGGCUACAUCAGCAAGGCAGAAAUGCUAGAGAUUGUGCAGGCGAUCUAUAAGAUGGUUUCCUCCGUAAUGAAAAUGCCUGAAGACGAGUCAACCCCAGAGAAAAGGACAGAAAAGAUCUUCCGCCAGAUGGACACCAACAGAGAUGGAAAACUGUCCCUGGAGGAAUUCAUCCGAGGGGCCAAGAGCGACCCGUCCAUAGUGCGCCUCCUGCAGUGUGACCCCAGCAGUGCCGGCCAGUUCUGAGCCCCGCGCCCUACGGAUCGUAGAGCUGCUUGUGUUCCCUUUCGAUCUUCCUUUUUAACAAGUUUAUCUUUUUUUUUUUUUUUUUUUUUUUUUUUUUUUUUUUUGCCAAACAAUGUUGAUGGUGAUGCUGCCCCCCGUGAGGUCAGAUGCACCUUCCUCCGUGACGCCUUCAGCUUCCUUUGUUGUGGGAAUGCCCGGAGCCCCAACCGCUUGUGGCCGAGCAUGGACAAUGCUGUCUUGCACAGACUUUGUGGUGUUCGUUGUUCUAUGAUUUCUCCAUCGCUGUUAUUAUUGUCAUUUUUCUUCCGAUUCCAAUGUCUCUGUUCUGAAACCGAAGACUCGGGGAGGCAAGAGAAGGGAAAACAAUUCGGUCCAGUGAUUCAAUCGCAAGCUUCCAGGGGCUUGUUGGAAAAACAAAACUCCCCACCCGGGUCUGGAGUCGCGCGUGCCCUCGGGGUGAUGGUGCCAUGUGCUGGGUUCCGCAAGGACAAGGAACCCUCCGGGGCCAGGCUAUAGAAGGGACGUGGAGGCGUCCACUCCACCCUCUUCCCCAGCAGGCUGUUGUAGUGUCUAAGCUGUGAACGUGUCAAGGUAAAUUCGUAGAGAAGAGGAAAAUGAUGGCUCAGCUGUUUUCUCACGGCGUUUACACUAGCUGAGCUAAGAUGAGUUUCUUUGGAAAUUAAACACAAAUGGUAACUUAUAUAACAAAACCAGACCCAUCUUGUUGCCUAUUGUGAUUAAGACAAAAGACUGCUGUACAUAAACUAUUGGGUAUUGCAGACCAAAUUAAGUGUUUUGCCUUGUUUAAAUGAAAUGCAUGUUUAGUGAGCACUAAUACAAUCUUAUUACAGAAGACUGUUUUUAGUAGCUUAAUGUGAAGUAAGCCAACUAUAAUGAAUGUCUAUGUCUUGUUUUAAAGUCAUAUCUGUCUUUGCACAAAUGCACCAAUCAACAGGUAUAUUUUAUAUAUUCCAGAGAAGUACAAAGUCACCAUGACUAGGGCCCAACCUUAAUUUCGAAUGCAUUUCCAGAGUGGUUGUGCCUGGAGAAUAGACUAGGGCAGGUUUAAGUGGGACACGUCCUUGGGAGCCACCAGAAGGUUAAUAUUUGUGAGAGAUGUGAGGUGAUGGUUAGCUCGCUCAGCCCAGCAGCUCAGUGGUAUUAGAUUGGAAGUGUGGUGCUCUUCUGAAUAGAUCAAUAUUCCUUAGACCUGAAAAAAAUAUAUAUACCAUAAAUUCUUGGGACUUCCCAGUGGUUUAAGCCACAUGUAUGAUUAGGGAGCUGUAUCUGGAAUACUGACCUUUUCAUGCCCCCAGUGGCCCUUCAAACAAUCAGAGGUCGGGCAGCCGGCUGACUUAUCAUGAAGAAGGCACGGGCCAGUGCGUCUGUGAUUUCCAGGGCCUGCUGUGGGGAAUCCCGAAGUAUUUUCCAUCACCAUGUUCUUUCAGUGCAGAUUUCUAUUUUGAGAGGUGACAGUGCAAAUUUGCGCGCUGUUCGGUCUGGCGAUCUCACGCACGCCAAUUGGAAUUGAAAGUUAAGAGUAAAAAUUGCCGAUCACAGGUAAGUCCGUCACGUUUUCCCAAGCAGUAGGCAUGGGGAAGUCCAAGCCCUCAAGGAUGUACAUUGUAGACCCUGCCCCAGGAGGAGGCCGAGAGGUCCUUAGUGGGUCUGUCUGCACUGAAGCUACUUCCUGAAGAUCAUGACCCACAGAAAGACAGAAAUAACCAUGAGGGAGAUGAUGUUGAGUCCAUUCUAACUCUAGAUUCCUCUGUGUUACUUGAGUCCAUUUUACCUGGUAGCAAAAAUCUGAAUUUGUACGGUUGGCCAAAAUGAACCAACUUUGCAGAAUGAAAUUUGGAGGCCUAGACGUGGUAAAAUCACCUUUAUCUUCCUCUAAGUGUCAGCUCCUCCCAGUUGGUCAGCCCUGAGACUUGCCAAAUUCCUCCUUGGGCCGAGUGGUAAGAUCUGGGUCUGAAAACCAGGGGAUUACCCUAAGAGGCAGAGGGCGGAGGGGGUGAGGGACCUAGCACCUCUGCUGGUCGUGUUCAGGAGGUGCAUCGUUCCCCCACGCGGGGGCUGGGGGGGAAAGCCCUUCCUGCUCUGGACUGAAGACCAAAUUCCUCCCUUUCAGUUCUCCAAAGAGGGUGGGGAGUCAGUUAAUAUUUGGGCAAGUCCGCCUGGGCUCUGCCUUCGGUCAGGACAUCUUGUUGAGCCAGACUCAUCCAGUUCCCUAGAACUGAGAGCUGUAGUGAGAAGGAGGGGAGAGGGGCUCCAGCUGCUUAGGAGAGAAAACAGAGCCAGAUGCAUGGCUGACGAACACCGACAUGCCUGACGAACACCGACAUGCCUGAGAUGCACAGAAAUAGUCUUCGUCCUGGCCUGCCAUUGACCCUGUCUGUAUUUUCUCGAUGGUUGUUUUUCUCUUCUAUUCCUUCCCAGGAAGGGCUUUGUAUGUCCAAUGCAAUGCACUUAAAUUUGGCCAAGGGACUCUGCAGCACCCGGAAGGUUGAAUGCCUAAAAGUUUAUGUCACUUCUUUGCUGGGCUGUUUAUUGUCAUUACUGUGUUGAGGGACCUCUGGAAAUGGUCUGUUCUGUCUAAAAUCAAGGCAGUCUGUGAUUUCAAGGGACUGGAAUAAAGUGGCUUAUGACUUGAAGGAUGA